UAAUAAUAAUAAUAAUAAUAAUAAUAAUAAUAAUAAUAAUAAUAAUGAUAAUGAUAAUGAUAAUGAUAAUGAUAAUAAAAAAGAGAAAAGAUGAGACCGCUUUUACGGUUAUUUUAAAAAAACUUCACUGCAUUUACAUUCGAAAAUGGCAUACUAAUCAUGAUAAUCAUCACAGGGAAGGAAUAAGAAUAUGAAUGAUCGGAAAAUCGAAAUGUUGGCAUUCGGAGUGAAUUGAAAGGACUCUUCGAGAAAAAAAAGGAAGAUGAUGAUGAUGAUGAUGAUGAUAAUGAUGAUGAUGAUGAUGAUGAUAAUAAUAAUGAUGAUGAUGAUGAGGAGGAGAAGGAGGAGGAAGAAGAGAAGGAGAUCGAAAAGUAAAAAAAGAAUGAAAAAAUAUAUAUAUCCAUAUAUAUUUUACUUUCUUUUCUAUAUGUAAUAUAAGAUAGAUGGUUUUCGUAUGUCCAACGAUUCGAUCAUUCCGAUGUCGAUAAUAUUCAGUAAAACGUCCAUGACAACUGACAAUAAAGGCUGUGAGUGCAAAGACGCUCUCUCUCUUUCUCUCUUUCUCUCUCUCUUUCUAUUUAUCUAUCUAUCUAUCUCUCUUAUUCUCCCUCUCUCUCUCUCUCUCUCUCUCUCUCUCUCUCUCUCUCUCAGCAAAAGAAGAAAUGACGUGAACUCUUCUAAUUUGUAAUAAACAAAGCUUCGCACGAUUUUAUCUGUGCUUCUCAAUGUAAUUAGUACAUAGGACGUACACGUUUGAAAAUUGAAAAAAAAAAAAGAGAAAAAAACUAGAAAAGAGAAAAAAAGAGAAGAAAUAAAAAAGAAAAAAGAAAAAGAUUAAACCCAAAGAAGAAAAAUAGAAGUGGCGAAAAAAAUUUAUUGAGAAGAUCGAAUCCAGAUAUAUUGGAUGCAUGCCGUCGUUGAGUCGCGAGGCCGAAUUUUAAUAAUGAAAUAAGAAAUUAAUUUUCGAAAUAGCAACGACAAAACACACGCUUAAUUCUUCGAGUCGUUAUUUUUUUCACAGUUCAUUUUUAUCUUUCUUUUUCUUUUUUUCCCCUUUUUCUUUUUCUUUCUUUUUCUUUCUUUCUUUUUUCUUUUUUGUGGAACAAAACGACCUUCUCGUCCGCGAACGAUCGUUCUCGAUCGUGGCAUUUCAUUCACAUUAAUUCCGAGACGCGAGGUUAAUUCGAGUUAAUUUAAAUAAAAAUCGAUGUAAUUACAUAGUCGAGUAAAUAAAUGACAGGAGAAUUAUAAUCGUUAAUCGGAUAACGAAAACAGAGAACACAGGGAGGUUUUAAUGGACAGGGGCGAAGAUUGGGAGGGCGAGCACGGGGGACAGGGGACAGAGGGUGGUCAAUGAAAGAAACAUAUAAAAACGUAUAUGGACACACGUAAACAUACAAGAAACAUACAAAAGCAAACAUUAGGAUAACACACAUCAUAUACGAUAUAUAUAUAUAUAUAUAUAUAUAUAUAUAUAUAUGUGCGUGUAUUUUGUACUCACUUUGCACACUGAGAUCCGCCAAAAAGAAAAUAAUCGAGAUGCUUGCCGGUUUCUUCGUCUAACGCUUAAAAAUCUCCUUUUAUUAGAAGAAAAGUCUGCACGAGAAAAUACGAAUCGCACAAGGCACAUUAUAUUAUGCAAAGAAAAGGAAACACGAAUGAGGUAUAACGAUGGAAUAAUUAUCGAUUCGAAAAUUCGUAUUUCGAGAAUCGCAAGUAAAAUAUCGAAUUAAUCGAUAUAUUUUAAUCUUUAAACAUCCAUAUAUAUAUAUAUAUAUAUAUAUAUAUAUAUAUAUAUAUAUAUGUGGAUGUGUACAUAUAUGUAAAAUAUGUAAGUAGCUCUUCGAUUGGAUAAUAAUACUUCGCAUUGAUCGGACGAAAGGCUCUUAAUAUUCUAUCGAAUAUUAUAUAAAAAAGAAAAAAGAAAUAAGAACGAAAAAAAAGAAUACAACAUUAUUAAUUAUGCGAUAGGUUUAUCACAUUACGAACGUUACGAACUUGCGCUUAUCAAUGUGGCGCCAAAUUCAAAAUUAUUGAUCCUUCGAUCAUCCUUGCCUUGUACGAUUUAUAUUAUAUCACCAUUUUCUUGUUGACUUUCCUCACCGUAAUCCUUUUUAUCGCGUAAUUUUUUAUGCAUAAACGAACAACGUACCCGUAUGCCACGUAUUCAGUGCACUUGCAGUGAUCUAUUUUUUUACGAUGAACAAACAACACAUAACCCUUCAAUCCGUGUUCCUCGAAGUAGAAAAGAUCGCCGUCUUUUUCUUAAUAAUAAUAAUGAUUAUUAUAAUAAGUAAUAAUAAUAAUAAUAAUAAUAAUAAUAAUAAUAAUAAUAAUAAUAAUAAAUAGUAAUUAAUAAUUAAUAAUAAUAAUAAUAAUAAUAAUAAUAAUAAUAAUAAUAAUAAUAAUAAUAAUAAGAAUAAGAAUAAUAAUAAUCCAGCAACGGUGUACGCGUAUUGUGAUCCAAGUGUCUCACGGUCUUGCUAAUAAUAAGUAAACAAAAUGGAAGCUAAGAUUAAUUAUUAUAUUUCUUAGGAUUAUAUGUCCAGAAUAAUUAAGAGGCGCAUAAUAGUGAUCUCUUUUCGUGUACGAUGUUCGCUGUAAUUUAUUAGACACGCAACGGUUACCAAAGAGAGAGAAGCGAUUUAUACAUGUAUAUAUGUAUGUAUAUAUAUAUAUAUAUAUAUAUAUAUAUAUUAUAUUACAUAUAUAUAUAUAUACAUAUAUAUAUAUAUAUAUAUGUAUGUAUGUAUAUAUCGUUUGUUAUAGGUUUAUUUUUACGUAUUAUUAUAUAUUGACUUAUUUACAAAUUAAUGUUAUUUCACACGGUUUACUUGUGGAACGAGCUGAUAAUUGCGGUGCACACAGUUAUCGCAUUUUGCAAUUAAAUACUAAUGUUUGUCAUGCUACGACUAUAAAUUAUUAUGUAUUAUUAUAAAGGGGUAAACAGAAAGACAGAAAAAAAAGAAUGAAAGAAAGGGAGAAAGAAGAAUAAGAAGAAGAAGAAAAAGAUAAGAUACGUAUGUCGUUAAUUUUCAAGCAAACGAAAGAAAGAUAACGACGCGGAUAGGAGAUGAAAAAGAAUUGUAACAUAUUUGUUGAUGGCCAAUAUCAAAUAUGUAUAAAAGUAAUAAUAAUAAUGCAACAUUACUAAUAAACAAAUAUUACUAAUGUCGUCGCAUUUUAAUCCUUCAUCGAUUGUAUAUCAUCGUGUAUCAUCGAUAAAUAUUUUUGUGUCUUUCUAAGAGGUAAACAUUUUCUUUAUUUGUUUAUUCGUUUCUAAACGUCGAAUCUUUCGUUCGAAAUUAAAGAUUUAAGGAUAAUAAGGGAGGUGGGAUAGGAGUGAAAGGGAAUACGAUAUAUGUAUAACGUUUCGCGAAAAUACGCAAACGGAUUGGAAAAGAGAGAAAAUUAACUUCGAAGAAAUUCCUGUCGAAGUGAUGCAUCAUAUGUUUUUACAUAUGAAAAAUGUGCCAUUUACAAGAGGAAAUAAAAUGUUAAAAAUGAACGAAGAAAGAUUAAUGGUAACGUUCGAUAUUUCAUAUAUGUAUGUAUGUAUGUAUUUGAUUUAAAUAUUUUUUGUCUGGUUAAUUUCGUAUCGAUCAUUUUAUAAUGACACAUCAUAUACUUUUGACCUACAAACAUUGAAUUUCUAUUAAAUAUCAAGAAUAUAUUGUUAAUUCUAAUAAUCUGUUGUAUAGUUAUAUCGAGAAUUUAAUUUAGAAUAAUAUGAUUGAAUAUAUGUAGUUCGUUGAAGAGAACGACCAUGGGAUGACAAGUUGUGGUUAUGUUACUUUCAUCAGCGAAUAUCUUUAAGUUAAAAGUUAAUAUUCUUUUAUAAAUCAAAUAAACAUGACAAAGCGAGCUUGUCCUUACGAGGAAAAUUUACCUCCCCAAUUGAAAGUACACGUGGGACAAAGAGAAAUUGAUAAUGGGGUUGCUGAGAAAGAACGAAUGAAGCAAGUUUAUGAUAAAACCUUGAAUUUACUAAAAGAAGGUGUUAAAGAAUAUUCGCAGAAUUUGAAUAAGAGUGAAAUGGAUUUAACUGAAUUACCAUUAACAAAAAUAACUUAUCGUGAAAUGAAGCCUGAACGUACCUCAAAACAAAUGAUUUUAAAUAAUAAAUUACAAUUAGAGAACAGUGAUAAAAUCAUAUCUGAUGUACAAGUCGACCUUUGUGGAUGUUGCCGAAUAAUAGAUUCAAGUUCAACGAACAAAUGUUUUUACUGUGAUCAAGUAUUAUGUUCCUUUUGUUUAUGUCAGUGUAUCAAAUGUUGCGAGCUAUUCUGUCAAAAUUGUUCUUUACCCAUAUAUGAUACUGAACGAAAUCAUGUGUGUCUCAAUUGUUAUUAUUGAUCGAAUAUAGAAUAUCAAGUUUUA
Molecule: messenger RNA, 4380 nt
Organism: Vespa crabro (European hornet)
Lineage: Eukaryota; Metazoa; Arthropoda; Insecta; Hymenoptera; Vespidae
Product: apoptosis regulatory protein Siva-like
Exons: 4
Coding region: 3853-4356 (167 amino acids)
Biological process (GO): extrinsic apoptotic signaling pathway
Molecular function (GO): CD27 receptor binding
Source: RefSeq, a predicted model, not a curated record